CAAUAUAUCUGAGUGAGAGAGAGCAAGGUAUUCCAUAGACUAUAAGAAAAUAGUCUGUGAAGAAAAAUAGAGUGUGAGAGAUAUUAGUCAGGUGAGAAAGCAAAAGAGUGUUCUUUCUUUUGAGGAUGUAGUGGUCUUAGGAGUAUUUGUACUCGUUACUAUACAAUGUAAAAUUCCUCGCUAUAGUGAUAUCAGUUGUUCUUCUUGGCCGUGGUUUUUUCCCUUAUUCAGAAGGGUUUCCACGUAAAAUCUUGGUGUCAUUAUUACUGCAUUUCUAUUCUUGCUGAUUUAACCAUAACUUAGUGUUCCACAUUUAUCACUAAUACCGUAAAUAUUAUUCUUACGGGGUUUAUUCCCAACAGUUUAAAUACAAAAAACAACUGGUAUCGGCCUUGGGAAACAGUUUAUAUUCAUGAUGUCUUUUAAUUAAUCAUCCUAGUAAUAUUAUAUCCUAUGGAGGAUCCAGGAUGAAAUAGUGUCACGAUAUUCUUUAUUAAUUUUGUUAAAUAAAGAUAGCUGGCCUUUACCUUUCCGAAUGUUUAAAAGUUAAAGAGUCCAUUUCAUUUUAAUUGUGAUUCAUUGAUCAUUCAAAGACAACACCAAAUCUGAACUGAAGCUGAUGGACUUGAAUAAGAAGUGCAACUCAGAUCCAGCACAAGGAGAAUCUGAAAAAAGUAAUGUGACAAAAGUUGAUAGCAAAACAGGAAUGCAAAUCAAGAAAGCACUGCAUAUGCAACUCGAAGUCCAGAGGCAUCUUCACGAGAAAUUGGAGAUUCAGCGAAAGUUGCUGUUGAGGAUUGAAGAACAAGGAAAACAGUUGAAGAUGAUAUUUGAUCAACAACAAACAACAAGUCUGUUGGACACUCAAAAUUCAAACAUUUCAUCUCCUGGAAAUGAUCUAUCCAACCCAUAUGAUGAUACAGAAGUUUUGGAUGCUGAACACCGCGAUAACACUCACUUCCCCUUUCAGAGUUUUCUUCUUGCAGGUGCAUCUGAAACAAGAAAUAGUCCUAAUAAUGUGGUACAGAUCGACAGCAAAACAGGAAUGCAAAUCAAGGAAGCACUGCAAAUGCAGCUCGAAGUCCAGAGGCAUCUUCACGAUCAACUAGAGAUUCAGCGAAAGUUACAGUUGAGGAUUGAAGAACAAGGAAAACAGCUGAAAAUGAUGUUUGAUCAACAACAGAAAACAACCAGGAGUGUGUUGGACAUUCAAAAUUCAAGCAUUUCAACUCCUGGAGAUGAUCCAUCCACCCCGUGUGAUGAUACAGAUGUUUUGGUUGCUGAAGGCUCGGAUAAUACCGCCAAGGCCGGCUCAAUAAGUUUGGUGGCCUAAAGCUAAACUUUAAUAUGAGGCCAUCUAAAAAAAUCAUAUAUAUUUUUAGUUGAAGUAGAUUUUUCUAGUUUUUUGAGAAUAAAAUUACUUAAAAAUUUUCGCAUAAACCAUUUAAUCUCUCAUGUGCAAUAUGAUCUUAAGUAAUAGAUAUGAUUCAAGAAGUUGAUAACUUUGAUUAAAAGAGUUUUUUUAAUGUUUCUAUAUCUUGUUGCAAUGAUGAAAACCUGAGGAAAACAAUAGAGUUUAAAAGUGUAUUACAUAUUUUCUAAUGAUUAAUAUAAUCCUUUUUUAUAUAAAAUAUUUUACUUUUAUACUUUGAAAUACUUAAUAUUUUCUUAAAAAGAUUUGGGGUCUCACGAGAAGAGUUGGGGUGGGAUGGAUAACAUAUCUCCUUCUUUAAUCGGAAGUAUUCGAUUUUAGUAUUUGGAAUGAAAAAAAAUCUCUUAUAAGGAACAGUUCCCACUUUAAUGGACUUUAUACAAUACAAAUUUUAAUUAAUCAAUGUCCCAAAUUAAAUAUCAGACAUCGAAUAAGAAUUGAGAAACAAAAAUUGGGGCUACCAAAAUUUUGGGGCCUAAAGCCACCGUUUUAGUGGCUUUACUCUCUGGCCGCCCUUGAAUACCGCCAUCUAAAAUAAGUAAAAGUGACAUGGAGACUACAUUAAUUUGAAGAUUUUCAUUUUGAAGUUGAGUUUAGCUUUCUCAAAGAAGAAUAUGGAUUAGAAAUAAUGUAUCGGGUUUUUGAAAUAGCUUGUUUCCUGCAGACAAAUCAAGAAUUGAGCCUUUUUAACUUGUUUCAGCAUGGAAAAAAAAAA
Nicotiana tabacum (common tobacco) is the source of this 2147-nucleotide messenger RNA. RefSeq lists its product as uncharacterized. The record is from RefSeq and is a predicted model, not a curated record. Lineage: Eukaryota; Viridiplantae; Streptophyta; Magnoliopsida; Solanales; Solanaceae. Gene Ontology annotation, molecular function: DNA-binding transcription factor activity.